AAGCGCACUCGACCGCAUUUUCAGCACACGUGCACGCUUGCACAGAGCGUGUUGCGCAUUAAACGCUACCUCUCGACGCGUUUUAUUGGAGGCGCACACGCUUGCCAAGCGGUGCUUGUGACAAGAGCACUUUGAGACACAGACACACGCACUACACUGCAAACAUGCGUCGUCUCCUCGUCCUGCUGGCGCUGCCGUCAGCGGCACCCUUCCAGCACCACAGAACAGCGCGGCACCAACCCACAAGACAAAACGUCUUCAGCGGCAUCGUCGAGGAGAUGGGCACCGUCGUGUCGCUGCAGACCGACAAGGAGAUGCUGCUCUGGGACGGCACGACGGGCGAGGGCACGGAGCUCAUUGUGGACGGCCCGGUCGCGUCGGACGGCGCCUACGUCGGGUGUUCGAUCGCCGUGAACGGCGUGUGUUUGACGGCGACGCGGAUUAACAUCGAUGACCAGCCCAAGUUCUCGUUGACGCUCGCGCCGGAAACUUUACGAAGGACGAACCUCGGCGCGUUGAAAGAGAAUGACAAGGUGAACCUCGAACGAUCGUUAGCUGCGGACGGCCGGAAUUCGGGUCAUUACGUGCAAGGUCACGUCGACACGACCGGAAAAGUCCUCAAGAAGACUUUGGAAGGCGACUCGCUCUGGGUCGAGAUCGAGGUGAACGACCCCGAUCUACUCGCGUGCAUCGUGCCCAAGGGCUACGUCGCCGUCGACGGCACAUCCCUUACCGUCGUCGACGUCUUUGAGAAGAGCUUUACGCUCAUGCUCAUCGAGCACACGCAGAAGUGCAUCGUGUUGCCGCAGCGGGCGAUUGGUGAUGAGGUGAACCUCGAGGUCGACGUCAUCGCGAAAUACGCGCGGCGGUCGGUCGGGGACUUCGACGCGCUCACGAAGCGCGUGGAGGAGCUCGAGGCGCGGCUCGAGGGCCUCGAGGGGUGCAUCCCGGGAUACGAUUGGGACGAUGCUGCUGGCCCAACAUCCGGGAGUGCGAAACCGGUCCGGGGAAGUAGCGCAUAAGUCAGAGUGGUGUGAGAAAAA
Molecule: messenger RNA, 1043 nt
Organism: Pelagomonas calceolata
Lineage: Eukaryota; Pelagophyceae; Pelagomonadales; Pelagomonadaceae
Source: the annotation of a GenBank genome assembly